Molecule: messenger RNA, 1841 nt
Organism: Bursaphelenchus okinawaensis
Lineage: Eukaryota; Metazoa; Nematoda; Chromadorea; Rhabditida; Aphelenchoididae
Source: the annotation of a GenBank genome assembly
AUGACGCCAUUAGAGCUGUGUGGGGUAUUAUUCCUUAUUAUUACGGCUGUGAUAAGUUUAUUAGUUGCUGUAGUGAUAUACUCGUUGCCAAAGAAGAUCUACACCAAUAUCAAGAGGAGUCAUGUUUUGAUCACUGGUAGGUAUCAUAAUAUCAUUUUUUCUUGAACUCUAGGUAGUCAAAUACAGUAUGGGUUCUUUGAGGUACUGAGUAUGAUUUUACAAGCUUUUAAACUUUAAAAAGCGGUUUUAUAAUGGAUUUUUAUCUAAAACAUACUGUUCAGCAUAAUAUAACUACCUCAACUACAGGCGGCUCAAAAGGCAUUGGAAAAGCAGUAGCCAUCGAAUGUCUUAAACAACAAGCCACAUUUGUCACAAUUUGUGCCAGAAACCGUAAAGAUUUGGAGAAAGCCCAAUAUGAUCUUCAAAGGUAUUGUAGAGAUGGUCAGUCGGUUAAAAUAUACGAAAUGGAUAUCACUGCUGGCUUUGAUAAGGUAAAGGAAGUUGUAAAUCAAAUAGAAUCAGAAGUAGCACCAGUUGAUAUUUUGGUGAACAAUGCUGGGUUUGUUAUUCAAGGAGAAUUUGAUGUUUUGGCUUCGGAAAGUGUAUUGAAACAGAUGGAAAUCAAUUAUAUUGGAGCGGUAAGGGUGUUUUUUUGUUAUUGUUUUUUGGUUUUUAGGUACAAACAGGAUUGUUUAAUCUGCUAGAAGUGACAUUUUUGUAAUGUAUUGCUUUAAAAGGGCAAAAAACGGUGUUUUUUUAUGUUGUAGUAGAUGGAAAGCUUUCUGAUAUGAAAUUAAUCAUAACUUUUUAAAAAAACUAGUUGGAAACCUAAAAUUUGCAGUGAUUUUAGAUCAUUAGGUUUUUCAACUCAAAGCGAUGUUUCGAAUUCAGUUUACUUUAAAAGUUACAGUGCUUUUACCGUACCCUACUUUUCUAUCUAUAAACUAGCAUUUUGAGCCCAUAAAACUUUAUUUAAAAGCCAAAAAAAAAUAAAACUAACGCCAUUUUCUAUAUUUUCAGACCCACUUAGUACGAGCUGUGUUACCAUCGAUGAAAGAGCGAGGUCAUGGUCAUAUUAACUUUGUCUCAUCGGCUGCAGGACAAUGUGCAAUUUGGGGCUAUGGAGCAUAUUCACCAUCAAAGUUUGCUGUUCGAGCUUUUGCUGAUGUUAUGGCCGCGGAGUGUCGGCCUUAUAAUGUUAGUUUUUUAAUGAAUUUUGAGAUUUAAACAAAAUUUUAAAAAAAAUUUUGAAAAAAAAAUUUAUAUUGUUGUAGAUCGGAGUAUCAGUGUUGUACCCGCCAAAUACUGAAACAGAAGGUUUCCAAGUUGAGAAGCAAGAGAUGCCAGAACAAAUUAGACAAAUCUCAGGAUCGGCCGGUCUAUUUUCAUCGGAAGAAGUUGGCCGAGCUUGUGUUAAUGCCAUUUCUAAUGGUGAUUUCAAUGCUUCUGUUGGUAAGUGAUAAAAAAGAUUAUAUUAGGUUGUUUAAAUAAUUCUGUGCCCCUCUCAAAGAAAAAUUAUGGGGUAGCGGCACAGAAUUAUUAGAUCAGGGGGCACAAGAUUAUUUGAACAAUCAUAGGGCACAGGUUUAUUUGAACAGUCAAGGGGCUCCGAAUUAUUUGAACAAUCAAGGGGCACAUGAUUAUUUGAACAACCUAAUACAAGCGUUUCAGGCUUUGAAGGCUGGCUACUGUGCACUCUAGCAGCUGGAGCCUCUCCAGAAUCUUCCCCAUUACAAGCCAUCGCUCAAACUUUGUUUGCUGGCAUUUUCAGAGGAAUUAUGCUGGUUUAUCAAGGAUCUUUCACCGAUAUUAUUCAGAAACUUCACAAAAAAGCUGCCUAA